Cercocebus atys (sooty mangabey) is the source of this 3346-nucleotide messenger RNA. RefSeq names its product FXYD domain containing ion transport regulator 2 (gene FXYD2). Gene Ontology annotation, biological process: monoatomic ion transport; regulation of sodium ion transmembrane transporter activity. Bases 2542 to 2979 code for a protein of 145 amino acids. Gene Ontology annotation, molecular function: sodium channel regulator activity. NCBI's taxonomy places the organism in Eukaryota, Metazoa, Chordata, Mammalia, Primates, Cercopithecidae. The transcript is spliced from 2 exons. Gene Ontology annotation, cellular component: membrane. The record is from RefSeq and is a predicted model, not a curated record.
GCCUGGGCGACAAUAGCAAAACUCCGUCUCAAAAAAAAAAAAAAAAUUAAUUUCUGUAAAGUGUUUGAAACGGUGCCUUUCACACAGAGUUUAAAAAUGCAACUAGCUUUCAACUAUUGUUUCCUAUUAUCUAUCUAUUGAUCAAUCUAUCAUCCGUAUCUAUCUGUCUAUCGAUCGAUCUAUCUAUCCAUCUAUCCGUCUAUAGGUGCCUCCCCAGGCACCUCCUCCCCCUGCAGCGGGAGCCCUUCCAUCCACACUGCAGCUCUGCUUGUGACCAGGGUAAAUAUUACCUGGCACUGUUAAUGUUUAAUGCCCCCACCUCAUCCCCGGCCACCCCGCUGAGGAGCAAAGACAGCAGGAAGAGGCAAGAGGAGACAGUCCAUUUGGAAAUGACUGGGUUGUCAAUAGAUAGAUAGAUAGAUAGAUAGAUAGAUAGAUAGAUAGACAGACAGACAGAUGAAUUUAUUAACUUCCCACUUAUUUUUACACUCUUAUUAUUCCUGAAAGAAUCCACGGAGGCUUACAAACAUAGACAAAACCCAGUAAGACGACACAAUCCUGCAUAGUAAAGGGAGCACCUUGUCUUGUGUGGAGACGGCAGUAGCUUUGGUAGCACACCUUCGAGGGUCUGGUCUGGGCUUUCUACCUCCGGUUUGCCAUUAACUGUGUGUUUCAGGCAAGUCCCUUCACCUUCCUGCCCUCGGUUUUUCUGGUGUACCCAGUGGGGAUCAUGACACUGCCCUGGCCACCUCCAGGGACUAUUGUGGAAAGCAAAGGAGCAGCCUCAGUUUCUUUAUCUGUAAAACGGCGCUAGCAGGAACUAAGUGAUGCAGUGCAUGCCAAGAACCUGGCGCAUGGCCCAUCUUCCCCAAACGCUGGCUCUGCUGGGAUGUUUGCACAGAUAUAUAUUCCUUGGCUCUGGAAGCAGAAGGAAGCUGCACACCUGAUCCUCAGGGCCAUGACAUUCCCUCCAGCUCACUCAUUCGUGCCCACUUGCACUGGAGAGUGGCUGGCUUUUCCAUGUCCCACAGCAAACAUUUGCGAAAAGCUAAUGCCUGUUAUUUCUUCAAUCAGCACACAUAUACCAGUAACAAUGAUGCCACUCACUGUGUGCCAGGCCCCGGGAUACACUCUUUGCAUGCAUUAUUGCACUUCCCCUCACAGCCACCUUAGGAGCUGGGUACUGUGCCCAUUUUACAGAUGGGGAGACUGAGGCACAGAGAGGUGAAGUAAUUGACUAAGACCAUAUUAUUAGCAAGUGAGAGGACCAGGGUGUGAACUCAAGUGCCAAGCCCUGCCCCUGCUUGGGGAGGAUUCAUAGAUAGAGUGGCUCCCUUCAGGAGGGCUCAAGCACCUCUGGUGGCUGCUGGCCUCUGACCUUGGCUGUUUGGUGGGCAUUGGGCUUCAGCCUCUUCUGGAGGCCAAUUCAAUGGACUAGAACUUAACGAGGAUUCCACAGUACCCACGACUACCCAGCACAGGAGUCCCGGGGUGAAGGAGGUCACAGUGGAGUCGGGAGGCUGCCUGCGAGGUGUGGAAAGCAGCUGCCUCCUGUAGCAGGAGGCCUGACUGUCAUUCUCCACUUCCCCCACAAUGGCUGUGUGACCCUGGGCGAGGCCCCCACCUCUCUGUGCCUUAGACACCUGCCUCAUCAGUAAAACGGGAAACAUAAAGCUUAAGGAGAUAACAAUGAGGAAACUGCUUGGUAAACCAUAAAAGCAGGGGAUUCUCCCUGCGAUGAAAGUCUUGCCCCGUCCUUAAGGAUCCUGCAUGCGCCAUGGUAAACGGGCAAGGAAACAAUCCAAGAGCCAGGCCAAAUGGUGGUAGGAGGAAGUGCUGGGGUGGCAGGGAAGGAGAAAUUAGUUGGGGAUGACUGGGGCCCUUCCGACUGAGGUGUGACCUGCAGGGUGCAUGUUGAUGGAUGAAUAGGAAGACAGAUGAAGCGCCCUUCUGGAGGAUCUACUGCUGGUGGGCUUUGGGGGUGCUCCAGGGAUGUGGUGGGGGAGCAGUGGGCCAGGCUCCUAGGGACCACUGCAGGAAAGCCUCCAGCGCCACAUAAGGAACAGCUGCUGCAGCGGUGGCAUCCAUGGUGGCUGGUGCGGCGGGCCCUGCCUGGGCUGGGGGCCCUGUGGGACCCCUGACACUGCCCCCGGAAGCUCCCAAGUACAGAGUACACUGAAGAGAUUGUACAACUUCCACUUUCCUGUUCCCACCGCCCCAGCUGUGGCUUCCCCAGCUGGCAGAACAGCACCACCGCUGACCCAUCCCAGCCCUUCUCUUUGGAAAUUUCCUUUGGGAGGGUUUAGAAACUCAGCCAGCUCCUCCCUGCCCCUGCCUCCCCACGCGCCUCCUCACCCUGCCGCAGGAGCCCCUCCAUCCACACUGCCGCUUUUCUUGUGACCAGGGUAAAUAUUACCUGGCACUGUUAAUGUUUAAUGCCCCCGCCUCGUCCCCGGCCACCCCGCGGAGGCAGCCAGACACUCUCCAAAAAGCAGAGACAGCAGGAAGAAGGGAGUGGAGACAGCCCAUUCAGCUGGGGAAAUGACUGGGUUGUCGAUGGACGGUGGCGGCAGCCCCAGAGGGGAUGUGGACCCAUUCUACUAUGGUAAGCCUGGGCCCCUGUUCACCCUUCCUGAGCCCUCAGGACCCCUCCCACCAAGCAGCGGCCUCUCCCAGUCCCAGGUCCAUGCUCUGUGCCCCUUAUCUCCCCCCGUGACCACGGGCUGCUGCGGGCGGGCUGCGGGGAGAGAUGGCUGCUGGGAGAGACCACCCAUCCCACUCUUCUUGCCCUCUCUUUCCCGAGACUAUGAGACUGUCCGCAAUGGGGGCCUUAUCUUUGCCGGGCUGGCCUUCAUCGUGGGACUCCUCAUCCUCCUCAGUAAGUGGGGUGGCCUCCAGGGAAGGGGUGCUGGCUGGGGCACGUCUAUUCUCAAAGCCGCUGAGCAGGCUGGCUUUCAGGAGUCCCCAAGGAAGGGGUGAGCCUCCCCACCACGCACAUCCCCUGCAGGAUGUGGGAACAGGUGCCCGGUGGGGUGCCAGGCUCUGGGAGCACAGUGUAAGGUUCCCGCUUGCUCAAGUGCACCCUCCAGUGGGCCCGGAAGGAACCUUGGAGGUGAGAGUGAACCUGCGGGGUAACUGGAGGGCCAGGCAGGGGCACUAGGCCCCCCACUGCUAACCAUGGUCCCAAACUCAUCCGUUAAAUAGGGAUGAUCCCACCUGCCUCACAAGAGGAGGGCUAGCAUCCAAAGACACAGCAGUCAGGACAGCGCUCUAAGAAUGGUCCAGUGCAGACUCGGAGUGUUCUGGGGGAGACGAGGAGACUUAUGUAUCCUCAAGCCCUGAGGGG